Molecule: messenger RNA, 951 nt
Organism: Thlaspi arvense
Lineage: Eukaryota; Viridiplantae; Streptophyta; Magnoliopsida; Brassicales; Brassicaceae
Source: the annotation of a GenBank genome assembly
AUGGAUGAGAUCUGGGAGAAAGCCGUGGAAACGGCAUUGGUAGGCGAAGCGGAGCCUCUGGCUGCUCGGGUUCUUACUCUGGACGGUGCAGUGAAGUGCGUCCAGGGCCAUCUUCCGCGUCGGGAGCUUCUGGAGAGGUUUCAGAAUCUGGAGCACUUAUCUAUAGCCAGUAUCGGCGUCUCUUCGCUUGAUCAAUUCCCGCGGCUCGGAAAACUCCAGAAGCUCGUCCUCUCUGACAAUAGAAUCGCUGGUGGCCUUGAGUUUCUAGUCGAAGCGGGUCUGGGUUCGCUCCGUGACCUUGAUUUAUCUAAUAAUCGGAUACACUUGAUUGAGGAUUUGGUGCCUCUAGCUCAGUUGAAACUUGUGUCGCUUGAUCUGUAUGAAUGUCCUGUGACGCGGAUGAAGGAUUAUCGAUCUAGGGUUUUCGGGGACGUUAAUGGAGAGCUUGAUGGCGAUGAGGGAGUGGUAGAUGCGAAUCGGAUGAAUGAUGUUGCUGCCAAUAGUUCUCAAGAUGUCCUUCUGAAUGUGGACGAUGAAGAAAACGAUGACAGUGAUGAGGAAGAUGAAAAUGAAGACGAUGGUUUUCUUGUUGCUGAUACUGAGGAUAAUGCGCAACAUAGAAAUGAGUUGCUGAGGAACAUCAUUAUUGGAGAGAUUGAUGGGCAUGAGCUGGACGAGGAUGAUAACGAGAGCGGGGAAGAAGACGAAGAAGAAGAUGGUGUAGAGGAGAUUGAAGAGUAUGGAGCAGCUCAACCUGUGGCAGAAGCAAUCAAAGUAGAUGAUGAUGUUGAAGGGGAAGAAGACUAUGAGGACGACGAUGUUCAAGUGGUAUAUUCAGUUGCGUCUUCGAACCUUAAGAGGAAGAGAGAUGAAGAUGAUGAUGGAAACUCUGGUUCCAGUUCUUCAGACGACAAUGAUGAUGAUGGUUCGAGUGAAGAUGAUAAUGAGUAG